Cyprinodon tularosa is the source of this 1094-nucleotide messenger RNA. Its product is annotated as microfibril-associated glycoprotein 4-like. The record is from RefSeq and is a predicted model, not a curated record. The transcript is spliced from 6 exons. NCBI's taxonomy places the organism in Eukaryota, Metazoa, Chordata, Actinopteri, Cyprinodontiformes, Cyprinodontidae. Bases 29 to 742 code for a protein of 237 amino acids. Gene Ontology annotation, biological process: elastic fiber assembly.
UUCGGAUCCUUUCUGCAGAUCAGUGAACAUGAAGUUGCUUUCGCUUCUCCUCCUGGUUCCUGUGGCGACCAGCUGCACAGACCUCAGCUAUCCUCUGGACUGCAACGACAUCUACAACCAAGAUACCAGCCGAGCCAGUGGAGUUUACACCAUCUACCCCAUCGGAUCCACAUCUGCUGUCCAGGUUUACUGCGACAUGGAGUCUCUGGGGGGAAAGUGGACGGUUUUCCAGAGAAGGAUGGAUGGAACCGUGAACUUCUACAGACCCUGGAACCACUACAAGUUUGGCUUUGGGAUUGCUGCAGGAGAGUACUGGCUUGGUCUGGAGAACAUCUUCCAGCUGACUCACAGGAAGAAAUCAGAGCUGCUGAUCGACAUGGAGGACUUUGAAGGGAAAAAAGCCUACGCUCGUUACACCGUGUUCUCCAUCGGCCCAGAGUCCGACGGAUACAAACUACGUCUGAGCGGAUUCACCAAUGGAGGCGCAGGGGACUCUCUGAGUCACAUCAGUGGACAGAAGUUCUCCACCUUUGAUAAAGAUCAGGACACCUGGGAGAAGAGCUGCGCCCGCACCUUCAUCGCAGGCUUCUGGUUCUCCAACUGUCACUCUGCGAACCCGAACGGUGUUUACCGCUGGGGAGCCGACGACUCGCUUUACGCCAUCGGACUGGAGUGGAUCACCUGGAAGGGGCGGGGCUAUUCCCUUAAGGCCAUCAGCAUGAAGAUCCGCCCCGUCCAGUGAGGCCUGAAUGUCAUCAGUUUGGCUUCCAGGUUUUUAGAUUGAGGAGAAGCAGCAGGUUGAACCAAACGAUCACUUCAUCCUGUAGCAUCAUUAGAAAUGAUCAAUGUUCUGCCUCUGUGACGUCAGCAGGUUAAACUCUGUAAGCAUCAUGAUGAUGAUGAUGAUGAUUUAUCAGCCUGAUGUUCAGAGCAGAUCCACCAAAUUAAUUUGUUUUUUUUAAUGUUUAUUUACUUUGUUGACAGAGAAACUGUAAUACUUUGAUAGAUGACACCAUUAAAGUUUCCCACUUCUCCUCAUUUCUAUUAUUUACUGAACUGGUUUAUUAUUGAACAGACCAGUGAUUCCCAUGGAG